CAAGUUCUUCGGUGGACUGGAGCCUCCAUUCUUACGCCUCCUUGCGGCUCUAGGAUUUUCCUGGUUUGAGGAGGAAAAGAAAAUCAGGUGCAAAGAUGCUCACUCAGGUGCAGAGAUGUACAUCCAGCUCAGACCCCCUCCAGAGACUUUGUCAUGGUGGUACCACUCAGAAGGUGGCAGUACCUAUACGAAGGCCUCUAGUCUCCAACCUGAGGAAAACCAAGGAAAGGAGUACGUUCUGGGGCAUUGAAGUAGCUGAGACCCUCUACUGGUGUCGGUGGUAUCUGGGAAAAGAAUUCACGAAACAUUUAACUUUGAAAAACAUUUGUCUGAAAACUCAGAAGCUGAGGUUCAGACCACCUACUACACGUUUCUUCAUCACUGUUUUCCCACAGCCAAUUAUUCUGAGCCCUGGAAUGUCCUUAACUUUGCCCAUUAUUUUCCGACCUUUGGAAAAGAAGGAGUAUGAAGAUAGCAUCCUGUUUGAAAAACCAGAGGGGGAAUUCUCUGUUGCAUUAUAUGCUAAGCUGCCACGCUUCAGCUUGCUUUUCCCAGACAGCAUUCAGCUCCCCUUCUGUGCUGUUCAUGACUGUACAAAGGCUGCAUUUAUCCUGCACAAUGAUGGGGAUGUAUAUACGUGCUUUAACUGGGAAGUGCCAACCCCUUUUAACUUUAUUCCUUCCCAUGGCAUGUUGGAUCCAGGUCAGGAAUGCACAAUAAAAGUGAUCUUUCAACCUCAUGCAGCUCUGGUGCAUGAUGUGUCAGCAACAUGCAGCUUCGGAGAUAAUCAGGAGCAGAAGCCCAUGAGACUGACAGCUGUUGCCAAAUAUCCCCACCUGCUGGUGAAAGUGCCAGAAGAUGCAUGUGAAGAUGCUGGGCAUAGACAUUUCAGGGAUGUGCUCUGCUUUGGCUCUGUUGCUGUUGGCAGCACUGCAGAAAGAUACGUGGAAAUCUGCAAUCUAUCUGUGGUUAAAGCUCCAUUCCGGAUUGAAAGAUCAAAGGAAUCAAUGCUUCGUGAUUGUGACUUCUCUUGUGGUGUGACCCAAGCCACUGUUUCAGCUGGUGGGAAGCUUAUCAUCCCCUUGCAUUUCAGGCCACAUAUCGUGGGUAUGAAGAAUGUGGACUAUUUCACUGUUGCACCUGCUGGGAAUGUGACACAUUCUGUGCUGAAGGUGACAGGAUCAUGCAAAGGUCCUGGGGUUUCUCUUCAGCAUCCCUUUGUCUACUUCAGCUGCAUUAACCUUGGAGAGAGUCUAACUCAGCCCUUAAACAUCACCAAUACUUCUGAUGUCCCAGCCUUUUAUCAGUUUGACAUUGACAGCAGACAGAGUAUCUUUUCUUUUGACCACCCUUGUGGAAUCUUGGCUGGGAUGUCCACUAUUACACUGAAGGUGACCUUCCAGCCUACCUAUCCAAUGAUUUAUUACAGACGUGUGGUUUGCCUUGUACAUCACCAGGAUCCAUUGUUCCUAGAUUUGUUGGGAACCUGCCACUCAGACACAAUGAAACCAGAAAUUCUGAAACUGAAGGAUCUUACAAGAUAUAGGACACACAUGGCCAGAGGACUGACCUUUUACCCACCAGAUGUACUGAGUACUAUGCUGAGGGAGCACAAACUGCUGGUAGAUGAAAAUGGAGCCCUCACACUCCCACCAGAGAUGCUGGAGGAUAAGCCACCUGAGGAAUAUCCUUCUCUUGAUCCCAUGGUUGAAUAUUUCCAUGAUGGUGUAAGCAGUGACCUCACUGUUUUUCCUCCUCAUGUUAACCUGAGCACCAAGGAGUUUGAUUUUGGCUGCUGUGCAAAGCUUCAAAACAUACAGCCGCUUCCUCUUUGCCUGACCAAUUGCACAAAAGGAAAGAUCACUAUCAAAUGGACAAACAAGCCAGAGAGUCCCUUCCAGGUGGCCCCAGAGAGCUGUGACAUCCCACCUCUAAAAUCUAUGGCUUUCUGUGUCACUUUCCAGCCUCCUCAGCUCAACUCUUUAUAUGCAGCAGAACUAGAAGGGUUUGCCUUCUACAAGGUAUUGCGGCACUACAACAAUAUUGAAGAGCCCAUCACCAUGUGUCCAUCCUGGAACUUCACCAUCCGCCUGCGUGGACACACUUUUGAACCUUGGCGACAGCAUUUCAUUCCACAGUAUACUUUGGACUGCAACAAGGUCUUUCCUCCAGUAUGCCAGAAUACUACCACAUAUUGCAGUAUGCUACUCUGCAACACAGGCACCACUGCCAUAAGCUUCAGCAUGAACCUGGAGAAUUGCCCUUCCAUCCUGGUCAAGCCUCACUCUGGGUUUAUUCCACCUGGAGCACACCAGAUCUUCAUCUUCUCAACCUGUCCACAGGAAACAUCUGUGCAGCAGCACAGCUUGUCCCUGCACCUCAACUCCUCUCCAUCAUUCACAAAGGAAAUCAUUCUCCAAAGCAGUGCUGAGCCCCUUUCCCUACUCUUAGAAGGUGACGGCAGCCUCUAUUUCAAACCCACAUGUGUGGGUCUCUCUUCCUCAUGCACCUUCACUAUAAAGAACUCUACCCGGCUACCCAUGUUCUUCAGGUGGAAGAUCCACCAGUCUGACAAAAAACGACUAUCUGUCCAGCCUGCUGAAGGGACUAUUCUGCCCAAUGAAGCUUUGGCUCAGACAUGGACCUUCAGUCCUAGUGAGGAGAUCAAAUAUCUUCUGCGGACUUGGGUGAUGGUGUGGAGAGAUCAAGAGAUACUGGAUGACAAGGCCCCAGAGAGUGUUCGUUAUCCAUUGCGGGUUAUUGGUGAGGGAGCACUGGCCACCAUAACAGCACAAGAGGAGCAGCUGGAUGUUGGUAGUAUCUUGGUUGGCAAAACACAGUCAUGUGAACUUGUGUUAUUAAAUAAUGGGAGCUGUUCCCUAAAAUAUGUACUCAGUGUGGAGCAGAAGAUCACUGGACCAUGUGCCCCUGAAGAAGUUGCAAAUGACCCACUAGCAAUAGAACUUGACCACUACAGAGGAACAAUUCCUGCCCGGGGAAAGAUAUUGUUGCGAGCAACUCUUAGCCCAGCCCGUCGGUUGCACUACACUUGGACAGUCUUCUAUGCCCUCUUCCCUGUGAAAGCCAUGGAGCUUCUUGGGGGAAAGCAGCCAGUCUGUAUUGUGACAGCAACAGGCACCUAUCCAUUCAUCUGCAUCUCUGAUGCUUGUGGGACAGGCAGUGCCCGUGGCAUCAGCAAGCUGCACCUUUGGCGGCUUCUCUCUCUUGAAACUCUGAAUAAGUAUCUGGAGCGAGAUCCAACUGCGCAGGAGCUUACCUUCAGAGUGCCUACCAGGCACAGCACGCAACGAAUCCCCCCUGUUUACACACCUGUCAUGCUGGAUUUCAAUUUUGGUGCUGCUCCUGUCAGAAGUGAGCCCUCUACGGUGGUGCUAAUGCUGCAAAACAAUGGGGAGAUGCCUGUGAACUGGACAUUUCUGUUUCCUUCUGACCAGAAGAUUGACAUGGAAUACUGGGCAGAAAGUGCUGAGUUUGACCCCAGUGAGCUGCACCAGAUGCGGAUCCAGGAUAACCAACUUUUUAGUAUCUGUCCCAAGGCAGGAAAUCUUCUUCCAGGGCAAGAGCAAUCUAUACAUCUAUCCCACAGACAUGAUUUCAUUGGUACUGACCGACUCCCAGUGCUGUUGAAGAUCGACCAUGGUCGAGAAAUUCUGCUGAAUUUUAUUGGUGUGACAUUGGACCUAGAGCGUCACUACAUUCACUUCACUUCAACCAAGCAUGUAUUCACACCCAUUGCUAUUGGCACCUGUGACCCCCCUAAACAGAUCUAUGAACUGUACAAUGGAGGUUCUACAAAAGUAGUUUAUGAAAUCCAGGUGGAUGCUUUGAUGAAAGUUCAAGAAGAAAAUUACCAGCAUGCAGUGUUUGUCUGUUUAAGGCCAAAAGGAGAGAUUGGUCCAGGCUUGACUGCUCAUACUGAGUGGAUCUUUUCCCCACUGGAAGCCAAAAUGUAUUCAGUGGAUGUGCCUAUCCAUAUCCUUGAGGGAGACUCUGCUCUGAUCACCUUCCAGGGAAUAGGCUAUGAUCCACAUGUUAUGAACGAGGCAGCACAGUUUGAUACAAUGGUAUCUCCUGUCACAGCACCAGGAUCUGCAAAAUUAACAGUGCCUAGAUUGACAGUGUAUUUAUCUCAGCCUCGGAUUUGUUUUGGCAACAUCCCAGUUUACAGCAAAUGCAGCCGCCUCUUCUUUCUCAACAACACUUCUGAGAAGGAGGCAAUCGUUUUUACUUGGUACACUGGGACUGCAAAUGCCACAGUGGUGUUGAACGUUGUUCCAAAGACAGGAAUCGUUCCAGCUGGGGAGAGCACCCAUUGUGUUCUCACACUGCACACGAGUGAAAACCCUUGCUUCUACAAUGUUGAUCUGGUCUGUGAGAUUUUCACACAGAAGCCACUAGAUCAGUAUGAAAAAGAGCUGAAAGAAUGGGAAACUGAGAAGGCACGACAGGCUGUGGAGUUCAUCAUCACAGCGAAGGAUCUGAACUUGAAGAAGAAUGUAAAAGAAUGUGGAAAGAGGUCUUCAAAAUCCUUGGAGUCAGCAAAACCCUCUAAGCUACUUACAGAGAUCCGGAAAUACAAGACUCUUCCCCCCAUUAAAAACAACAGUGUGCCCAACUUGCCUGCCAGCCAUAGCCAGAGGAGACAAAUGAGGCAUACAGAGGCCGAAAAGUUGUGGGCCAAGCCAGAGCCCCCCCUGCCCUUCCUCAUGCAUUUGGGUGUUACAGCCAGAUCUCACUCAGUUGAUGAUUUCUUGAACAACUUCCCUGGUGAGCUGCCCCAGCAUUUCCUUUACCGCCAACUUAAGAAGACAACGCCAAGAAAUAAUGCUUCAGAUAAAACACCUCUGAAUAAUAGCAGGAGCAUGCGACGAACCACAUUGGUUCCAAACUGGCAGGAACUAGCAAACUGUUCAAAACAGGAGGCACAGCUAGUGACAGAUGUGCUGUCUACAGUUAUCAAAGGUUUGCUGGAGGAGUCCCAGUUUCACGAGGCAGUGGUGAGGAGUAUUGCAGAGCCCACACCUUACUUCUGUCAGUUUUGGAGUGAGGAGUCUGCCAAACUGCAUAACAAGAAGCAGAGUUCUGGUACCUCCCCUACAACUCCUUCCCCAGAGGUCAGCACUAAGGACAGGAGAGAAGAUGAAAACACUAGCAGAGGUGAAGUAUCUCCUUCAGGGACUUCAGAUGCUGCAGAGAGCCUGAGUACCAUCAUUCGCAAGGAACAUUUCCGAGAGCAGAGAGAAGCUAUUAUCAGGAUGCCGGCAUAUACAAAUCUGACAGAAUUGGUACUGGACAAUGCCAUUCAGAACAUUCUGGUAGAGGCCAGUUGUGGUGAGGUGGUGCUGACUUCACAGCCCAGAAUUAUUGCAAUCCCUCCUCUUGUCUGCCAAAAAGGUAUCAGUUCUGCUGAGUCCUGCUACAGACCGACUCUAUCUGAGCCCUUGAUAGCACCACUGAGCUGUACCCCCAGUGAGAUGAAGGAUUCUGAUAGGCAGCGGCACAUUAGCGUGCCUUCCUAGGAGCCUGACAAACUCGGAUAUCAUCCAAGGCCAGUAUUUGCAGCAGCCUAACCUGCGUGUGAGCCAUAACCAUCCUAGAAACCUGCCUCUUCCAUCAAAGGAGAAAUGACUUGCAGCAGUUCAAUGUGGACCCUGCCCUUUUGCAGCAAAGGAAGACAGUUCCAGUUGUGUCAUAUGAGACAAGAGUACCAGUUUUUUUUUUUUAAUUAAGAUAACCGUUUUCAUCUCUGCAAGUUUUCUGUGUGUUUCCCUCCAGCAGGGGGCAAUAUAGGCUUUUUCUUCUCUGGUCUUUCAGUGGUGUAAAUUCAGCAGGAGAUAGCGCAAGGCAUUUUCCGUGCUUACAAUAAUGUAAUGUUUCAGCAAAACAUGCAAGCCACGUAGCCAUGUUGAACACUAGGAACCAAAAAUCUGAAUAAGACACUCUUGGAGAUAAGCCAGCUGUUGUAUCUAACACAUGCUCACAGUGCAACUGACCAAGGAACAGAACAUGAAUUGAAAGACCCAUUUAUCCCAAAUUUCUUUUCUGGCCUUCAACAGCCAGUGGUUUAUAAACAUUGAACAUGAAAUUCUACGAUGUUGGAGCCAAAAAUAAUUAAAAAGUUAAACUAACACAGCCUCACUGAAUGCCACACAUCAUCAGGUUUUUGCCCCAUUGAGUUCAGCGCCUUUGCAGCAGCAGCACUACCGUUCAGUGUGCUGUAGGGUUUAUGGAUAGCACCAGAACACACUUUAAGCUGUUCAACCCACAUUCCUCUUUGUAGUUAAGCAACCUGCUCUCCAAUCUAGUGAGACAUCUGUACUAAAAGCCUUUUCCUGGUGGCAGCAAGUCCCAUAGAUAAAAUUGUGAAUUGGGUGGGGAAAGUAGUUCAUUUUAACUAAAAACCAUCAUUUUUCAUCACAUGCUCCAUAGUUUUACCACUAGAUACCACAUACAUUUCUUUUUACUAUGAGAUAUACUCCUAUUAGAGGAAUUACUGUAAGCUAGGGUUGGACAGACUUUAGGACCAAGAGGGUUUUUUUUUCUUUUUUGUCAGAGCUUCAAGGUCUACCAGCUGGUGACAGUUGAGAAAAGGCCCCUUCGAAGGGGUGGACCCAGUUACAAAAUGGUUCCCCUGAAGGCACAGAUAGUUACCUGGUAGACCACGUGAGCCAAACCUUGGGGUAUCUGACUAUACAGGCACAACUUCACAUCAAGUCAGUACCCAUUGGGGAUUCCAACAUCAAAGUCUAAAGCUGCUACAGAACUGCUCAGAGGCAGCCAAUAAAUAUUACCAUUUUACAUGCACAUUGAAAAUGUGUAAUUGAUGCUGAAAAUGUGUUAAGGGCUCAUUGCUAUAUGUUAUGUUAGGCUCCAAGUCCCUAGAGUCUGGGGCUGCAGUACCCUCCAGUGUUGUUCUGAGGCAGGCCACAGGAGGUACAUCCAUGGCUGGGUUAGGAGGGGGUUUAAACUCACCGAGGCCCCCAUCUCUUCCCUGCCAGUGAGGUAGAGGUCUGGCCCGUCCUCCUUGGCUGCCCUGGGUCCUGCUUUUCGAAAGAGCUCCUGGAGGCAAACAGCCCUGCAACAUGAGGCAGGGCUUUGUGGGGUGUGACCAAUAGAGGAGGCUGGGUCCCCAGUGCAGGCCUUCUCCCUUGCUGUAAAUUUUCCCACUUAUUCAAAUGGACUCCUCCUCCUCGGCCUGUGUGGGUCCAAGAAGGGUAGGGACACUGCCAGCCCGGACUGUGAGGUUGCCAGCAGGUGUGGUUCAGCCACAGAAACUCACUUCCCUGCUGUGUCAUGUGGUGGGCAUGGCUGGCUUGGGGAAUAUCUCAGGCACACUUCCCUAGUCUGUGGCUCACCUGGCUCUUUCUCUCCUGGUUUCAGACAGGGCCUGAGCCCUUAAGAUGCCAAGGCUGCCUUGGCCAUCAACAGAGCCUGCACUACCUACCUGAGAGUCCCCUUCAGCCCCAGUAAGUUCAGGGGCAGAGCCUCAGGCCCCAG
Eublepharis macularius is the source of this 7518-nucleotide messenger RNA. RefSeq names its product cilia and flagella associated protein 65 (gene CFAP65). Lineage: Eukaryota; Metazoa; Chordata; Lepidosauria; Squamata; Eublepharidae. The record is from RefSeq and is a predicted model, not a curated record. Bases 96 to 5540 code for a protein of 1814 amino acids. The transcript is spliced from 33 exons.